Lepus europaeus (European hare) is the source of this 1526-nucleotide messenger RNA. It is a transcript of the gene EEF1A2, whose product is annotated as eukaryotic translation elongation factor 1 alpha 2. Gene Ontology annotation, molecular function: GTPase activity; GTP binding; translation elongation factor activity. The record is from RefSeq and is a predicted model, not a curated record. Lineage: Eukaryota; Metazoa; Chordata; Mammalia; Lagomorpha; Leporidae. The transcript is spliced from 8 exons. Bases 106 to 1497 code for a protein of 463 amino acids. Gene Ontology annotation, biological process: translational elongation; translation.
CGCCCGCACCGUCAAUAGGUGGACCCCUCCCGGAGACAUAAAACCGCCGGCGCCGGCGCCGCCAGUCCCUCUGGCUGAGACCUCGGCUCCGGAGCCCCCGGCAGAAUGGGCAAGGAGAAGACGCACAUCAACAUCGUGGUCAUCGGCCAUGUGGACUCGGGCAAGUCCACCACCACCGGCCACCUCAUCUACAAGUGCGGGGGCAUCGACAAGAGGACCAUCGAGAAGUUUGAAAAGGAGGCGGCCGAGAUGGGGAAAGGCUCCUUCAAGUACGCCUGGGUGCUGGACAAGCUGAAGGCCGAGCGGGAGCGAGGCAUCACCAUCGACAUCUCCCUCUGGAAGUUCGAGACCACCAAGUACUACAUCACCAUCAUCGACGCGCCCGGCCACCGCGACUUCAUCAAGAACAUGAUCACGGGCACAUCCCAGGCGGACUGCGCGGUGCUCAUCGUGGCCGCGGGCGUGGGCGAGUUUGAGGCCGGCAUCUCCAAGAAUGGGCAGACGCGGGAGCACGCGCUGUUGGCCUACACGCUGGGCGUGAAGCAGCUCAUCGUGGGUGUCAACAAGAUGGACUCCACGGAGCCGGCCUACAGUGAGAAGCGCUACGACGAGAUCGUCAAGGAGGUCAGCGCCUACAUCAAGAAGAUCGGCUACAACCCGGCCACCGUGCCCUUCGUGCCCAUCUCGGGCUGGCACGGGGACAACAUGCUGGAGCCCUCCCCCAACAUGCCGUGGUUCAAGGGCUGGAAAGUGGAGCGGAAGGAGGGGAAUGCCAGCGGCGUGUCCCUGCUCGAGGCGCUGGACACCAUCCUGCCCCCCACGCGCCCCACGGACAAGCCACUGCGCCUGCCCCUGCAGGACGUGUACAAGAUUGGCGGCAUUGGCACGGUGCCCGUGGGCCGUGUGGAGACUGGCAUCCUGCGGCCCGGCAUGGUGGUGACCUUCGCCCCCGUGAACAUCACCACGGAGGUGAAGUCGGUGGAGAUGCACCACGAGGCGCUGAGCGAGGCGCUGCCCGGGGACAACGUGGGCUUCAACGUCAAGAACGUGUCCGUGAAGGACAUCCGGCGGGGCAACGUGUGCGGGGACAGCAAGUCCGACCCGCCGCAGGAGGCCGCGCAGUUCACCUCCCAGGUCAUCAUAUUGAACCACCCCGGCCAGAUCAGCGCCGGCUACUCGCCGGUCAUCGACUGCCACACGGCCCACAUCGCCUGCAAGUUCGCCGAGCUCAAGGAGAAGAUCGACCGGCGCUCGGGCAAGAAGCUGGAGGACAACCCCAAGUCCCUCAAGUCCGGGGACGCGGCCAUCGUGGAGAUGGUGCCCGGGAAGCCCAUGUGUGUGGAGAGCUUCUCCCAGUACCCGCCCCUCGGCCGUUUCGCCGUCCGCGACAUGCGGCAGACGGUGGCCGUGGGCGUCAUCAAGAACGUGGAGAAGAAGAGCGGCGGCGCCGGCAAGGUCACCAAGUCCGCGCAGAAGGCGCAGAAGGCGGGCAAGUGAAGCGCGGGCGCCCGCGGCGCGGCCCCCGC